AUGGCGGGCGGCUGGGAGACGGCGCUGGGCCUGGGGCUCUGCCUCGCCGCCCUGCACCGCGGAGGCUGCCGCCUCCCCAGCGUGGCCACGGCACCCCAAACUCCAGCUGUGCUGCGGGAUAAUUUCCGCCUGCAGCCGGGCGAUUUGGUGACCACAGCGGGACAAGCAUUGGAGCUGGAUUGUGUUCCCCCCUUGGGGUACCCCGAGCCCUACAUUACCUGGAAGAAGGAUGGGGUGACUCUGGACUUGGUAGGUGGCAGGUACACGGUCACCAAGGGGAAGUUACAGGUGGCGUCGGCGCAACGGAGCGACUCCGGUCUCUACAUCUGCGUGGCGGCCAACGCGGCAGGCAGGAGGGAGAGCCGGGGCGCCCGCGUCUCUGUGCUGGAGAAGCCGAGCAUCGUGCGGCACCCGAGCGAUGCCAUGGCGGUGCCUGGCAGCACCGUGGAGCUGGGCUGCAGCGCCCGCGGUGACCCAGCGCCGCAGGUGCAGUGGCACAAGGAGCACGGAGACCUGCCCUGGGGCAGGCACGAGGUGGACCAGGAGCACACGCUGCGCCUCUAUGCCGUGACGGCCGCCGACGCCGGCGCGUACGUGUGCACAGCGCAGAGCCAGCUGGGCACCGCCGCCGCCACCACCGUCCUGCACGUGCAGGACCGUCUGGCCACGGGCCAGCAGGACUCUGCCCCGCGGGAGCUGCUGGCCGUGCGGCUGCACCUGGACAACAGCACCGCCCUGCCCAGUGCUGCUGUGCAGCUCCGCUGGCAGAUGCUGAUGCCGGUGCCCGUGCCCGUGGGCUACGUGGUGCUGUACCGCAGCCUGUUCCCGGUCGCCACCUCCUGGGUCCAGCACGAUGCGGGCAGGGAGCUCAGCACCACCAUCCCCGCGCUCCGCAGGGGCUACAAGUACGAGUUCAAGGUCCGACCCUACACCGGAGGGACCCAGGGCUCAGACAGCAACAGCAGGCACCUCUGGAUACCCGAGGAAGUGCCAAGUGCAGCGCCCCAGCGUGUCACCGUCAGCCAGGCUGAGGCAGGGAAUGGCACCGUGGUGGUGAGCUGGGAGCCGCCUCCUCCUGAAGCGCACAACGGCGUCAUCCGGGGCUACCAGGUCUGGUCAAUGGGUGAGGGCUGGCAGCAUCCCACCAACAGGACAGUGGACGGAGCCACCCGGCGCCUGGAAGCCCUCCUGCCACACCCCGGGGCCGAGUUCUGUGUCCAGGUGGCCGCUUUCAACAGCGCAGGGCUGGGGGUCCCUAGCAAUGCCACCUGCGGAGUCCUGGGGCUGGCAGCAGGGAGCAGCAGGGUGGUGCAGGCGCUGCGGCAGCCUGCUGUCAUCGCAGCCGCUGGUUCCAUGCUCUGGUUGGCCUUACUCGCCCUCCUCCUCCUCCUGUGCCAGCGCCGCGCCAGCCAGGACGCUGCAGCUCGCCACAGGCUGGUGGCUGGUGACUCUCCGUGGCUUGGUGGCCCCUGGAAACCCAGCUGUGCCCCCCGAAACCUCAGCAGCAGCAGCAGCCUCAGCAGCCGGCUCCUGGGCAGUGAUGGCAGGGACCCCCACCCCUCCAGUGAGCCCCGUGGGGACUGGGACCCCCAGCCACUGCCAUGGGACCCCCACCCCUCCACCCUCUCCUUGGAGCCGUCGAGCCUCGGUCCCCCCACGCCCCCCAUCCACAGCAGCCUCCGUGGGGGACACCCACCCCCCCUCGGGGACAUGGGGUGCUGUGCUGGGGGCCACCCUGGGGUGCAUUCCUCGCCCAGCACCCCAAACCCAGCGCCCUGGGAGCGUGUCCGCAAGAGAGAGCUGCACCAGGUGCACAGCACCCCCCUGCUCGUGCCUGGCCCCAGCCACGUCCCUGUCCCUGGGACUGGAGGCGAGUGGGGCACAGAUUUGGGGCUGGCAGCCAGGCAGCCUCAGCAGAGGAGGCACAAGGGUGGCACUGCCACUGCCAGGAUGGACAGCAGGGACCCACGGCCACCGGCCUUCAGCUCUCCAAAGCCACACUGGGGCAGCAGCCCGCUGGCCUCGGGUGUAACCACGUCACCGGUGACGCCCCCGAGACCACCCCACGCCUGGCACCCACCGGUGACACGGUCCCCGACCUUCGUGUGCCCCAGGGACACGUCUCUGGUCACCAGGCAUCCCAAGGACAUGUCCCCAGUCACUGGGAUCCCCAGGGACAGGUCCCCAGUCACAGAGAGCCCCAGGGGUGUGUCACCGGCCACCAGGAACCCUAGGGACAUGUCCUUGGUCACUGAGCAGCCCAAGGACAUGUUCCUGGACAGCAGGCAGCCUAAGGAUGUGUCCUCAGCCACCAGGACCCCCAGGAACAUGUCACCAGCCACCAGGCACCACAAGGAUCCAUCACCAGCAACCAAGCACCAGAGGGACACAGCCUUGGCCACCAGGCACCCUGAGGACACCUCCCUGGUCACCAGGUGCCCCAGAGACCCAUUACCAGUAGCCAGGUGCCAGAGGGACAUCUCAGUGUCCACCAGGCACCCCAAGGACGUGUCCCCAGCCAGCAGGCACCCAAAGGACACAUCCCCAGGCACGAGGCUCCCCAAGGAGAUGUCACCAGGCACAAAGCACUGCAGGGACAAGUUCCUGGCCUCCAGCAGGUCCCCUGAACACAUGUCACCAGCCUUGAGGCAUCCCAAGGACACAUUGCCAGCCACUGGGCACCCCAGGGACACAUCCCCACUCAGCAGACACCUUGAGGAGACAUCCCCAGUCCCCGAGCACCACAGGGACAAGUUCUUGGACACCAGCAGGUACCCUGAAAGCAUGUCACCAGCCUUGAGGCACCCCAGGGACACAUCUCCAGCCACCAGGCACUCCAGGGACUCAUCUCCGGCCACCAGGCACUCCAGGGACACAUCUCCGGCCAUCAGGCGUCCUGAAGAGGUGUCUCUAGUCACUGGUCACCAGAAGGACAUGUUCUUGGACACCAGGUACGCCAAGGACAUGUCCCUGGCCAGCGGGCGCCUCUCGCCAGCAUUCAGCGACGGGGUCCUCACACAACAGCAGGUGGCUGAGGUGCUGGAGAUGGACCAGGACACCACCUGCUGCAGACCCCCAGCACCGACCACACCACGCUCCUUCUCACCACCGCACACCUACGGCUACAUCUACGGGCCACCGGCCUCUGAGCUGGGCGAGGAGGAGGAAGAGGAGGAGGAGGAAGAGGAGGAGGAGGAGGAAGAGCACACAGCAACAGGGGGCUCGCCAGGAGGGUCGCUGCUGAACGGCUGGGGGUCUGUGUCAGAGGACAACUUUGCCAGCACCCGCUGCAGCCUGGUGAGCUCCUGCGACGGCUCCUUCCUGCUGGACGCCAGCUUUGCCCGGGCACUGGCCGUGGCUGUCGACGGCCUCUGCUACAGCCUGGAGGACACUGAUGGGGCCUGCAGGGGUCCCUCACCACCACCAUCGCCCUUGGAGCAGGUCUUCCCACCCGGAGUCCACUCUGCCACCUGGGACUGGUGGAAAGUGCUGGAGGUGCCACAGAGAGCCAGGACAGAGGCAGCCAUGAACAGCAGCUCACAGAACGGUUGCCAAGGGACAGGGAUUGGCAGCCCCUGGGCCAGGGAAGGUGGUGAGCUGCAGACAGGAGGGACAGGAGCGUGGCAGUCCCCAGGGCGCAGGACACAGCCAGGCCAGAGCCCUGGCUCAGCUAAAAUCCAGCUUUAUUGGGCAGCUCCCCAAACAGGGGGUCUUUACUAG
This is a messenger RNA of Melospiza georgiana, 3720 nucleotides long. It is a transcript of the gene ROBO4, whose product is annotated as roundabout guidance receptor 4. Gene Ontology annotation, cellular component: neuronal cell body; plasma membrane; axon. Gene Ontology annotation, molecular function: protein binding; axon guidance receptor activity. The record is from RefSeq and is a predicted model, not a curated record. Gene Ontology annotation, biological process: homophilic cell-cell adhesion; synapse organization. Lineage: Eukaryota; Metazoa; Chordata; Aves; Passeriformes; Passerellidae.